Molecule: messenger RNA, 3812 nt
Organism: Vitis vinifera (wine grape)
Lineage: Eukaryota; Viridiplantae; Streptophyta; Magnoliopsida; Vitales; Vitaceae
Product: receptor-like protein EIX2
Exons: 5
Molecular function (GO): protein binding
Source: RefSeq, a predicted model, not a curated record
AAAGAAGUUUCAGGUAAGGUUGAACUCGACUAAUAUUGAUAAACUACUUUUAAUGUGCUUUUCUAUCUAAUCCUUCUAACUCUCGUGUAGGUGAUUUCAGUUCUCGCCAAUCAAAGUGCUCAACUUAGAAUAUUUACAUGGAGAGAAUUUCAAUUCUUGGUUUCAUUUUAGCCAUUCUCUAUUUCAUAACAACGGAACUUGCAUGUAAUGGUUAUACCCAUAUGAGCAACAACAUUCAAUCUGAACAAGAGGCUCUUAUUGACUUCAAAAGUGGUCUCAAAGAUCCCAACAAUCGACUUUCAUCAUGGAAAGGAAGCAAUUAUUGCUAUUGGCAAGGAAUUACUUGUGAAAAAGACACAGGAAUUGUCAUUUCCAUUGAUCUUCAUAACCCUUAUCCUCGUGAGAAUGUAUAUGGGAACUGGAGCUCUAUGAACUUGAGUGGAGAAAUUAGACCUUCAUUGACAAAACUCAAGUCUUUGAAAUAUCUAGAUUUGAGUUUCAACUCAUUCAAAGGCAUGCCAAUUCCUCAAUUAUUCGGGUCUUUGAAGAAUUUACUAUAUCUAAACUUAUCAGGUGCUGGGUUUAGUGGUACAAUUCCUUCAAAUUUUGGAAAUCUUUCUAAUUUGCAGUAUCUUGAUCUUUCUUUUGAAGAUCUGAGUUAUGAUGAUUUUGAAUAUUUUGAAUAUUUUGAAUAUUUUAAUGAUUUAUCUAUUGGCAAUAUUGAAUGGAUGGCUAGUCUUGUUUCCUUGAAGUAUCUUGGUAUGGAUUAUGUUAACCUCUCAUCAGUAGGAAGUGAAUGGGUCGAGGUGAUAAACAAACUUCCAAUUUUAACAGAGUUGCAUCUAGAUGGUUGUAGCCUCUCUGGCUCAAUUCCAUCUCCAAGCUUUGUUAACUUUACUUCACUUCUUGUUAUAAGCAUCAACUCGAACCAAUUCAUUUCUAUGUUUCCGGAAUGGCUUCUAAAUGUUAGCAGCCUUGGAUCCAUUGAUAUAAGCUACAAUCAAUUACAUGGGAGGAUUCCACUUGGUCUUGGUGAGCUACCCAAUUUGCAAUACAUAGAUCUAUCUGGGAAUGACAAUCUCCGGGGCAGUAUCUCUCAACUAUUGAGGAAGAGUUGGAAAAAGAUAGAAUUUCUCAAUUUUGGUGGAAAUGAAUUACAUGGUCCAAUUCCAAGCUCUUUUGGAAACUUUUGCAACUUAAAAUAUCUGAAUUUGGGGGGAAGUUACUUGAAUGGAAGUUUACCUGAGAUUAUCAAGGGAAUUGAAACCUGCAGUUCUAAAAGUCCUUUGCCUAAUUUGAUGGAGUUAUACUUGAAUGGCAAUCAAUUGAUGGGAAAAUUGCCAAAUUGGUUGGGUGAGCUUAAAAAUCUUAGGGAACUCGAUUUAUCCGGCAACAGACUUGAAGGUCCAAUUCCAAGCUCUUUUGGAAACUUCUGCAACUUAAAAUAUCUGAAUUUGGGGGGUAAUUACUUGAAUGGAAGUUUACCUGAGAUUAUCAAGGGAAUUGAAACCUGCAGUUCUAAAAGUCCUUUGCCUAAUUUGACGGAGUUAUACUUGGAUGACAGUCAAUUGAUGGGAAAAUUGCCAAAUUGGUUGGGUCCAAUUCCAAGCUCUUUUGGAAACUUUUGCAACUUAAAAUAUCUGGAUUUGAGUAUUAAUUACUUGAAUGGAAGUUUACCUGAGAUUAUCAAGGGAUUUGAAACCUGCAGUUCUAAAAGUCCUUUGCCUAAUUUGACGGAGUUAUACUUGUAUGAGAAUCAAUUGAUGGGAAAAUUGCCAAAUUGGUUGGGUGAGCUUAAAAAUCUUAGGAGCCUCGGUUUAUCAUUCAACAAACUUGAAGGUCCCAUCCCUGCUUCUUUAUGGACAUUGCAACACCUGGAGUCCCUGUCCAUUGGAAUGAAUGAGUUGAAUGGAAGUCUCCCAGAUAGUAUUGGUCAGCUUUCAGAAUUGCAAUUAUUGGAUGUUGGUUCCAAUCAAUUGAGUGGAAGUCUCUCUGAACAACAUUUUUGGAAGCUAAGUAAGUUGGAGUAUCUAAACAUGGACUCCAAUUCUUUCCGUUUGAAUGUUAGUCCUAAUUGGGUUCCCCCGUUCCAGGUGCAUUAUCUUCUUAUGGGUUCAUGCCACUUGGGUCCUUCAUUUCCGGUUUGGCUUCAAUCUCAGAAGAACCUCCAGUAUCUUGAUUUCUCAAAUGCUAGCAUUUCAAGUCAUAUUCCAAAUUGGUUUUGGAAUAUUUCUUUCAAUCUGUAUUACUUAAGUUUUUCUCACAAUCAGUUACAAGGUUAGUUACCAAAUUCAUUGAAUUUUUCUUAUUCACAAAUCGAUUUCAGUUCCAACCUCUUUGAAGGACCUAUUCCUUUUUCAAUCAAAGGGGUGGAAUUUCUAGAUCUCUCUCAUAAUAAAUUUUCUGGCCUUAUCCCACUUAGCAGAGGUGAAUCCUUGUUAGACUUGAGUUACCUUCGUCUUUCUCAUAAUCAAAUAACAGGGACCAUCCCAAAUUCCAUAGGACACCUCACCUCUCUUGAAGUCAUUGAUUUUUCAAGGAAUAAUUUGACCGGAAGCAUUCCUUCUACCAUAAAUAAUUGCUCUCACCUAAUUGUUUUGGACCUUGGAAAUAACAAUUUGUCUGGGAUGAUACCAAAGUCAUUAGGUCGGUUACAAUCGCUCCAAUCACUACACCUGAAUGACAACAAGCUUUUAGGAGAGCUUCCUUCAUCUUUCCAAAAUUUAUCAAGUUUGGAACUCCUUGAUCUCAGUUAUAACGAAUUAUCGGGUAAGGUUCCAUCAUGGAUUGGAACUGCUUUCAUAAAUCUCGUAAUACUCAACUUGAGGUCGAAUGCAUUUUUUGGAAGACUUCCCGAUCGACUUUCAAAUUUAAGCUCCCUACAUGUCUUAGACCUUGCACAAAACAAUUUGACUGGUAAAAUUCCAGCCACUUUGGUGGAGCUUAAAGCCAUGGCUCAGGAGCGUAACAUGGAUAUGUAUUCUUUGUAUCACAGUGGGAAUGGCUCUCGAUAUGAUGAAAGGUUGAUUGUGAUUACAAAAGGCCAAAGUCUUGAAUACACGAGGACUCUUUCUCUUGUUGUUAGCAUCGAUCUAUCCGACAAUAAUUUAAGUGGAGAGUUUCCCGAGGGAAUAACAAAAUUGUCUGGUUUGGUGUUUCUAAACUUGUCCAUGAAUCACAUCAUUGGCCAAAUUCCUGAAAGCAUUUCAAUGUUGCGUCAGUUGUCCUCUCUUGAUCUAUCAAGCAACAAGCUUUCUGGCACCAUUCCUUCAAGCAUGUCCUCGUUAACAUUCUUGGGUUAUUUGAAUCUAUCAAAUAAUAAUUUCUCUGGUAAGAUCCCCUUUGCAGGGCAAAUGACAACUUUCACAGAGUUGACCUUUACUGGAAACCCGAAUCUUUGUGGAACUCCACUAGUCACAAAAUGUCAGGAUGAAGACCUAGAUAAAAGGCAAAGUGUUCUUGAGGACAAAAUUGAUGGUGGCUAUAUUGAUAAGUGGUUUUACUUAAGCAUUGGCUUGGGAUUUGCGGUGGGCAUUUUAGUUCCUUAUUUUGUUUUAGCAAUAAGAAGAUCUUGGUGUGAUGCCUAUUUUGAUUUUGUGGACAAAAUUGUCAAGUGGCUACUGUUCAAAAGAAGAGUGACUUAUGCCAAAAAUCAUGCACGAAGGCAAUAAAUUUUGUUUGUAGAUCUUCAUAUGCUUUAUGAUUUACUAUAAGCUUUGGAAGUGAAUUCCAUCACUAUUGUAAUAGAAGAAAUGGCUUUGCUUUUAAUUUAUUCAAUGAUAAUUACUUUAUGUUAUUAUAUCUUCAUAUUA